AUGGCUCGGCCUUGUAGAUAUCGACGUCGGAAAUUGCAUCAAAUCGAAAACCCUUGCCGCAGACUUUUCGUCUCAGAUAGUAGCGCACCAACUCCUCGUCCGUCGGGUGGAAACGGAAACCUGGAGCCAGCAGACUCGAUGAUGAUUUCUUCUUGGCCACAUCGUGACCCCCCUUUCUUCUGCCUUAGAUUUGCAGCAACCAAGUCGCAAUCCUCGAAUCCGGCCAUGGGUGAGAUAGGAGUCGCUCUAUGCCGACUCUUGUCGCGCCGCCGCUUUGUCAUUUCGUCUUCCAUCUUGUGUCGGUCGGAGAUAACAAGAAUCCCACUCUUCUCACAAGUCCUCACAGAUCUAUUCAAAGUCGAGUCGAUUCAAAGGUCCAAGGAAAGCAUUUUCGACAAUAACCGGGCGGCACAGAUUUCUCCAGGCUCUAUGGGUUCUAACAAGGGGAAUUCUAGUAGCUUGCAGGAAAAAUUUGUCGUCAUCAUCAUUUGGUCUUGGCUGGUUGUGGUGGACUCCUCUGAUCCAUUUGCAUGGCUCGAGUUGGGAUCAUCUUGCUUUGACUUUGACCGUUUGGAUUGGGAUAGGGAGAGGGGCUCGAUUUCAUGGUCUUCAGAUCUUUCCCUCUUGCAUGCAAACGGGAGGCUGUGGGACCCGAUUUGA
Molecule: messenger RNA, 660 nt
Organism: Striga asiatica
Lineage: Eukaryota; Viridiplantae; Streptophyta; Magnoliopsida; Lamiales; Orobanchaceae
Source: the annotation of a GenBank genome assembly